This is a messenger RNA of Xylaria bambusicola, 897 nucleotides long. RefSeq names its product CENP-S associating centromere protein X-domain-containing protein. Gene Ontology annotation, biological process: replication fork processing; resolution of meiotic recombination intermediates; kinetochore assembly. NCBI's taxonomy places the organism in Eukaryota, Fungi, Ascomycota, Sordariomycetes, Xylariales, Xylariaceae. The record is from RefSeq and is a predicted model, not a curated record. Bases 177 to 653 code for a protein of 158 amino acids. Gene Ontology annotation, molecular function: protein heterodimerization activity. The transcript has a single exon. Gene Ontology annotation, cellular component: FANCM-MHF complex; Fanconi anaemia nuclear complex.
CCUACCUAACAUGGUGCUGCGGGUAUCUAGGUAGGUAACAAUCCGACUGCAGCACUGGUCGCGAACAAGUAACUCUACACUGCCCGUGCUUACAACCAAGGUCCAGCUGCUUUUGGGAAGUUCACUUGUCCCAGCCAACUCAAUUGCUAGGAGUCUGAGAUAAUUAGUGUUCUUAGAUGGCUUCUAAAAGCUCUUCGAGGGGAACCGCUCGGGGUGCGCGGGGCGGUACAGCACCAAAGAAAGCGUCAUCACGCUCCCAAAACACCAAUAACCCGCAACGUCGACAAACAGAUGAUUCAGAUCACAGUGGCACUGACCCGUUUGCUGACGACGAAAUACCACAGCGGCGGAGCAGAAACAACAAUAUCGAGAAUGAGGGACACGGGUCAGAGACGAUCGAAGUUGAUGACGAAGACGCGGAAACAAAAAAGACUAUUCCGCCCGAGCUUCUGACUCGAAUUCUCCACGAGUUUUUUGAGAAGGAUGGCACGCGAAUCUCGAGAGAUGCGAACAAGGCGAUAGCCAAGUAUAUGGAUAUUUUUGUGCGCGAAGCGAUAGCUAGGACUGCUGUGGAGAAAGGCAGCGGAUUUUUGGAAGUAAGCGAUUUGGAUACGCUGAGAUCCGUGUCUCUCGUGUUGUCCCACCUUCUGUAGAUGCUGACUUGUUAUAUUAAUAUAGGUUGAAGACCUGGAGAAGGUUGCCCCUCAACUACUAAUGGAUCUGUGAAACUGAGACGACUAUUGAUCGACGAGACUUCCAUUACAACACCAGCUUAUCAAAAUCGUGAGGUAAACGUUACAACGCUACACGCUUUCUAGAGACCGCGUUACACGGAGACUCGCGCAGCACUCCGUAUUCUGCCUAUUCUAUCAAUAUGAUUACCAAUAGGCUUUUUUU